Paramuricea clavata is the source of this 1239-nucleotide messenger RNA. Lineage: Eukaryota; Metazoa; Cnidaria; Anthozoa; Malacalcyonacea; Plexauridae. The record is from the annotation of a GenBank genome assembly.
ACAGUUCGUAUAGGCAGAAACUCGACAACGUUAGAAUCAGUUGAUAUUUGGUAUCCAUACGAAGCGCAUCAAAUUUGCACAAUUAAAGAGAGACAAGCACAUCUUUGAAAUAUGAAGUUUGGCAUUGCAGUACUUUUUGCCUUCAUGCUGUAUCUGUCUCCAAAAGGUAUGCCAUAAUUUCACGGUUGUUUUUCUGACCACUAUUUUACGCUGGUUUAUAUUUCCAUUUGUUGAAUACCUCUCAUGCAUAUCCACGAAACCAAUACCGCUACACCGACUUUCAUUCAGUUUAUCUCAAUUACAGUUUUAUCUGUUUCUAUAUACGUUAAAAAAAUCAAUAAAUUUUCUGAAAUUCGCGUGGAAAUGCAAGUCGUAGAAAAUGAACAGAUGCCAUAUUUAGUGGCGAAAGGAAAAUACGUGGUAGUGCAUAGAAUUUAGAGAAAGUUUAAUAUUCGACGUUUGACUCCCCUAAUAAUUUAAAUAAAUACAAAUAAUUGCUGGCUCCUAAUUUUCUAGUAUUUGGGGCAGAGACAGAUGUCGUGCGUAUUUUUGACGAAAACCUGAAGGUUACUGAGCAAGAGAUGAAAAAGUAUUUGAAGGAGGCAAAUUUGGAGAAAUAUGGCUUUGUUAGAAGUGAAGAAAAGUCCACUGAAACAGAUGAAGAUGGGAAGAAAAUUGCAAAGAAAACCAUUUACUACAUGGUAUCUGAUGAUUGCUCCAGGGUUAUGUUCUGGGAAAGUGUUCUGGAGCAACGUUUGCCAGAGAAAUUGAGAAAGUCGAAUAUAUUUUCCAAAACCGUGAAGGAAGUGGAAAGUCGUAUCAAGGGACGCAAAACCAAGGCUUGCAAAGUUGGGUUAGAGAUUCAUGUUAAUCCGAAUCGAUGCCUUUUCAACAAGUCCGCUGAUGAAGGUGGGGAAAAGAAGCGUGGUUUCCGUCGAGGUUGUUGCAACUGGUUUAAUUGUUGUCGCGGAUGCUCUAAUGCCGCAAUUACAUACGCCGACUAAGGCUGGACAUAUUAUGCUUUAUUACCGGACUGGAAUCAGGAUAAUUGAUCAAUUAGAUUAGACAUUAAUCACCGACUUUUUAUGCAUAAGCUUAUGAAUUUGCACCGGAAUUGUAUUGUUGCACUUAGCUAUAUAGUCUUGUUUAUGCUUCAUGCAUACCAGAGUUUACUUUUUUAUUAUAAGUUUGACGUACUGUUGUAUUUGAUUAACUUUUGAAUAAAUUUGUGUUUUGCAA